Echinococcus granulosus is the source of this 4092-nucleotide messenger RNA. Its product is annotated as Zinc finger protein 287. NCBI's taxonomy places the organism in Eukaryota, Metazoa, Platyhelminthes, Cestoda, Cyclophyllidea, Taeniidae. The record is from RefSeq and is a predicted model, not a curated record. Gene Ontology annotation, molecular function: RNA polymerase II cis-regulatory region sequence-specific DNA binding; DNA-binding transcription factor activity, RNA polymerase II-specific. The transcript has 6 exons. Gene Ontology annotation, biological process: regulation of transcription by RNA polymerase II. Bases 1 to 4092 code for a protein of 1363 amino acids. Gene Ontology annotation, cellular component: PcG protein complex; transcription regulator complex.
AUGUCAACUUCACUUCAGUUGUCUAAGGGUGAUAAUUUCACAGAAGACGCAAAAUUGCUCCCAAACGAACAGGAGUGCGCCGGGUUCAAAGUGGACUUACUUGCUGGACACACUUCAAGCAAGGCACAGGAUUUUGAUAGCGAUUCUGAAACUUCAAGUGAGGAUGAUGAAGAAGAUGAUACCAGUGAUGAUGAACGGAAAAUUGCAAACAACCCUGUUUUAAAAGAAAGGCUACGGCACCUGGACAAGUAUGCGUCUUCCUUCCGUUACGAUGCUGGACCACCGCCUACUGAUCCCGGUGUUACUACCUAUAAUGAAGAUGUAGCCGUCGAUUACAGACGCGUUGCAUCUGUUGACGCGGGGCCACACGGCCAACUACUUCAUGAAUCCCUCUCUAUGCAAAAUUCUCUUGGAACCGCUGUGUCAAACGCAAUUCCUGCGUCUAUGCCCUCUGAAAAGAACCCUGUACUCUCAUAUAGCGUGCAAUCUAUCGGUGGUGGCCUAGACACAUCUCUUGUCGAUGGACAGGAGUGUCGGUCCAUGCCUUUGGCUAUGGGCUUUUCAGGAACGAAUUACGAAAACCAUCCCUCAGUCAAUUCAAACUGUGAUAACUCAGUCGCUGGUGACUCUGAAGAAUACGAGUGUGAGCUCUGUGGUGCCAUCUAUACUAACAGGUCGUCACUUCGAAGUCACCUUAAGAAGCAUGCGGGUCAAAUUACAAAAAGACAUCAAUGUCAGCAUUGCUCCUAUUCUACACAAUAUGGCAAAAACCUCCUGAAGCAUAUUGAGUCCACGCAUGUUGAAGCAGGUGACGGCAAACACCACUGCGAAUUAUGCAACCUUAAUUUUCCCAAUGAAAUGCAGUUGCGAAAUCACGAGCAGACCCACAGUGGAAUGAGUAAUUAUCAGUGUGAGGAAUGUGGUCGUACUUUUAAGACGAAGCUUCGCUUGAAAUACCAUGCCGAUAUACAUAAUCCCAGAAAGCCUUACAUCUGCGAUGUUGAAGGGUGUGAUCGAGCUUUUCGCACUCCGAAAUAUCUUAAAAAUCAUCGUGAUGAGUUUCAUCACAUGCAACCCAAGCAAUACCCUUGCCCGAUUGACGGAUGUCUUCUCGUGUUUCAUCGAAAAACUCACCUCAAGCGCCAUGUUGCAACGCACGAUGAUUCCGAAAAGAAGUUUCAUUGCACUUGGCCUGAAUGUCAGCGACGCUUUCGGACAAAGGAAUCACUGGACCUUCACUACAACAAGCACACUGGCGAAAAUCCAUUCCAUUGUGAUCUCUGCUCCUUCACCUGCCAGGAGAAGGGUAUUCUGACCGAACACUACCGUCAGAAGCACUCUAAAACCUCAUCCACUGCUGCCGCCGCUGGUCUGAUGUCGCCCGGCUCCAAUCCCUUCGCCGCCCUCCACCGCCCACUCCCUCCUCCUCCCGUACUUCAGACCACCGCAGGUGGCGGGAUCUUACCCGCCUCCGGUUCUGAAAUCAAUGGGGCCCUAGGUUCUAUCGACAAAGAUGAGUCUUUAGAACUUUUCUCACCGAACUCCCCUUCUGUCGGGCAGAGCAAAAACGCCUUCCAGAUAACUUGCACCACUUCCUCCACUUCCAUGCCGCAUUCCGCCCCCUCCUCUGCCUCACCUGGACAACAGAACCUUGUCGGUGACCCCAACAACACCACGGCACACAUUCUCCCCUCCCUCCUUGCAGUUCUAGAAAAAACCUCCGGUUUGGACCCCAAUGCACCUGAAUCGGAGGCCGCGCGCGAGUAUGCCCGCUCUCUUCUCCCUCCCUUCGCGACCGGUGAGGCGUUGGCUGAGAAUGUUAAUAUGGCCAUCGACGAAGUAAUCGUCAGUUUGGAGGAUCAGCCAAUUCAUGUGGUGCACGCAGUGUUCGCUUCCAGUCGUGCCCUCACUUCUGACGAACUUCAUAUGGUUGAGUCGUUAGAGAACCAACUGACCGGCAGUUCCGGCGCUCCGCUCGUAGCUCCAGCCCCGCCACGAAAACGCGGGCGACGACCAAAGCUACAGCAAUUGCUACAGCCCCAUCUAGAACGUCUCUACAACCUAGAGCCUUGUAUUGCCGAGGCAAUGGCUGUUCACUUGGUCUCUCGGCAUAGCCCUCAUCUACCAGCCUAUGCAAAUAAGGAUCCUUCGACGCGAGGCCGUGGUCGGGGUCGAGGCAGAGGUCGUGGACGUGGCCGAGGCCCUGAUGGCGUCCAUUGGCUUCCUGAUAUUGAUGAAGGUGGUGGCUACGACAGCGGUUGUGUCUCUCCUCGUGGUCAAUAUAUUGGAGCAGUUCGACGGGGUGGUCCUGGUUCCCGUGGCGGUCGUGGACGUGGAGCUUACAAAAUCCAAGUAAUGGAUUACUCAUUGUCUCGACAGUUUGGUGAAAGACGUGAGGAAGAAGAUGAUGAUGUGGAAGGUGACGAGGAGAAUGAGGAAGACGAGAUUGAUGAUCGACGUUACGGUGAAGGAGUGGAUGACACUGAUCCCUCCGCUCAGCUCCGCAGAACUCAAAACUACUCGCGUCAGAAGUUGUUGAAUGACUCGGAGGUGGAUGAUGAACAGGAGUUAGAUAACUUGGGUGUGGAUGAAGAAAUGCCUGAACAGGAUCAGUAUGAUCAUGACGCAAUAGAUGACCAGUCAGUGGAUCUAAGAAAGACGGCAUACGCGAGAACCUCAGGAACACCGAUGCGUCCUCUCAGUAUGUAUCCCAUGGGCACGGCGGUAAAUCACCGUUUUGAAGGGCGCAGUCGUGACGGUCUGGGUGAAGUGCUGGAAGACCUCGGAUGCAUAGCAAGGCGUAGUGCCGUGGCCAAGAGAGAAACGUCCCUCUACCCACCGGUAGACGUAGCGGAGCAGCGUAACGGUGAGGUGGAUGUCUGUUCACGAAGGAGCUCAGCCGCGGCUACACCUUCACACGGACCUGUUCCACUACCCUCCAUGGCCGCACUAGCUUCCAGUUCAACAUCACCUGCAGAUCUUGCUUCCGGCUCAGGUAGAGCAAAUCAUGGCCAGAUCGGACCUGCAUCAGCUGCUAGCGCAUCCACGAUGUCACCACUUGUUGGUGGACUAGGAGGAACGAAUCAACGUCCACCCAGUCGACCUCUGGCUCACCAGACAAGCGUUCCCGAAUGUUCUCAAGUCACUUCUCCGAUUCUACAUUAUCCACCCUCCUCCGCUGGCAUGCACUGUAAUCCCCCGUCUGUGGGUGGUCUUGGCGGCAUGGGUCCCUGGUCCGAGUCCAGCUAUGGUUCUUCCAGUCAGGAGGCCUACAAGCAAGCACCGCCCAAUGUGUUCCUUCACACCUCCCCCAACACCACCUCGCUGCAGUAUCGCCAGCAACAGCGACAACAGCAGCACCAAGGAAGUGUCUCCCCGGAGUUCCAUCACCUUCAACGUGAACAGCUCAUGCCUUCCAACUCACCAUCCCAAAGAAUGCUCUCUUCCAAUCCCUACCUGGCACAUCAACAGCAACAGCAGCAUCAUCAGCAGGCUACACCACCUUCUAUGCCUGCCACUGGUGAUGCCGUGGAUCACCUACGUUCGCUCUCAGCCCUGGGCGCCAAAUAUACCCAAUCGCUCUCCGAACCCAUCGAUUUGGGCGAGCAGAGGGAAACUCACGCCAUGCCUCUACCCAUGCUCGGCUCUGGCUGCGGAAUGCCUCCUACUUCCCUUGGCAGUCUCCUCUCUGGUAAGACACUAAAGACUCCUCUAGCCACACCAGCCAUGGGUGUUGUCGUUGUUUCUCGCGCUGAACUGUGGACAAGGUUUGCCACCUCCCCUGUUCUCUCUCUCCCACUUGCACGACCAAUUAGGCAGCCCACGCUCUGGCACUGCGCCCUCCCUCCAUCACCUUCCCUCACGCUUGCCUAUCCACCCAAGCCGCCCACUCACACCCUUGCUCCCCCCACCCCCUCCGACUGCCCUAUCCUCCCGCCUCCACUCCCCUUUGCGUGUCCCGACGAGUGUUUGUCUACCCACAGCUGUGCGGCGGCAGCCGUGCCUUCAUGCAUGCCUGCUUGCACGCACGCACGCACUCACGAAGUCCUAGCAGCGAUUUCAACUCUGGUCCACGUCACUGUAAUUGGUUGA